Molecule: messenger RNA, 2264 nt
Organism: Arachis stenosperma
Lineage: Eukaryota; Viridiplantae; Streptophyta; Magnoliopsida; Fabales; Fabaceae
Product: protein STRUBBELIG-RECEPTOR FAMILY 2
Exons: 15
Coding region: 1-2136 (711 amino acids)
Biological process (GO): protein phosphorylation
Molecular function (GO): protein kinase activity; ATP binding; protein binding
Source: RefSeq, a predicted model, not a curated record
AUGAAUCGCUUUUUCAUCUCCGUUCAUUUUUUCUUCGUUGUCUUCUCGGCAACUCUGAUUUCUCAGAAUUCAGCAUUCACUGAUCCUCUUGAUGUCUCCGCUCUCCAGGAUCUAUACAGAACCUUAAACACCCCGCCGUUGCUGGAAAGAUGGAAUGGCGAUGAUCCCUGUCAGGAGUCUUGGACAGGAGUAGCAUGCUCUGGCUCAUCAGUUAUACACCUAAAAAUUCAAGGAUUAAACCUCACUGGAUAUCUUGGAGGCCUUCUCCACAAUCUACAGAACUUGAAGCACAUUGAUGUCAGUUCUAACAACAUAGUGGGAGAAAUACCAUCUGGUUUACCCCCAAAUGUCACACACAUGAAUUUAAGCCACAAUUUCUUGUAUGGACCCAUUGGCAAUGUGUUUGCUGGGUUAGAUGAACUCAAAGAAAUGGACCUUUCCUACAACAAUUUCACUGGAGAUUUGCCGAGUUCAUUUGGCUCCUUGAAAAACCUUGGGAAAUUGUUCCUUGAGAACAACAAAUUCACUGGAUCAGUCACGUACCUGGCUGCGCUUCCUCUCACCGAUUUGAACAUCCAGGAUAAUCUGUUUAGUGGGAUUCUUCCACCACAUUUUCAGUCCAUACAAAACUUAUGGAUUGGAGGGAAUAAAUUCCAAGCAGUGGACGACUCUCCUCCCUGGCCUUUUCCUUUGGACAGUGUACCAGUUGAGCAUAAUAGUACUCGUCCACCCAUAACGCAAAUGAAUGCCAUAGAGAACUAUGCUUCUGCUAAAGCAAUCAAGCACAAGAAGAAACACAUGGGCCCUGGAGGAAUAGCUUUUACAGUUGGUGGAGUAACAUUAUUGGUAGCUGGAUUGACACUCUUCAUUGCAACUCGUUUGAAUAGAUUACAUUCUGAGAGACUGAAGAACUUGGAAAGUGUUGAAAGAUCAUUCCCUUCUCUUCCAAUCAGUGACUCAAAAGAUAUCUCUACUACUGCUGUAGAUGAGAGCCUGCAAAUCCCACCUUUCAAUUCUGCAUCCCUUUUGGUUCCAAGGCGACUACCUUCCCAAAAUCAUAAAAAAAAUGGAGAAACAAGGAGGAGUUUUUCUGAAAGAGAAAAGGUCACUGGGAGGACAAAAGUUUAUACAGUAGCAGAGAUUCAGUUGAUUACAAACAGCUUCAGUGAAGACAACCUUCUUGGAGAGGGAUCUCUUGGUCCUGUUUAUAGAGCUGAAUUUCCAGAUGGAAAGGUUUUGGCUGUGAAGACUAUCACCAUGGCGGGCUUAUCUUUCAGUGAAGAGGAGAAGUUCUUAGAUGCAGUUUGCACCGCUUCCCGUUUAAAACAUCCUAACAUUGUUGCACUCAAAGGUUACUGUUUGGAGCAUGGACAGCAUCUCCUUGUCUACGAGUAUGUCAGAAAUUUAACUCUAGAUGAUGCUCUUCACAGUGAUGCAUACAAGCCUUUGUCAUUGACCAUCCGUCUCCAGAUUGCUCUUGGUGUUGCUCAGGCUCUGGCCUAUAUGCACUCCAGUUCCCCUCCUGUAGCCCACGGCAACUUGAAGUCUUCCAAUAUUCUGCUAGAUGAAAAUCUAAUGCCUCGUGUUUGUGACUGCGGCUUGACUAUUUUGAGACCACUGACAAGCAACAAGGUCAAAACUCGAGCUUUGGAGAUUUCUAUCAGAGAUGCAGGCUACAUUUCACCAAACCAUGGUCAACCAGGAACUAACAGCUGCAUAGAAAGUGACGUCUUUGCAUAUGGGGUGUUGCUUUUGGAACUAUUAACCGGAAGGGAACCUUUCGAUGGUUCCAGGCGGAAGGAAGAGCAAUAUCUAGCUCAAUGGGCUUCAUCCAGGCUUCAUGAUAGCGAGACCUUGGAACAGAUGGUGGAUCCUGCAAUUCAAAAGACAUUUUCAUCCAAGGCUCUUUCUCGUUAUGCUGAUAUACUCUCCCUCUGCCUACAGCCUGUAAAGGAAUUUCGGCCACCAAUGUCUGAAAUAGCAGAAUCACUUGCUUCUUUCAUGCAACGGCUCAACGCGUCAAAGAGCGGCGCAGCAGAUAGGAAUGGACCAGUGUCUGAUCCGCUCGAGAGGUCUUUCCGGACAACUGCAUCUCAUUUUAUUGCUUCACCCACAUUGAGCUACGUGUCCGCCUGAUGUUUUGAACUAACUCGGUGACCAAAAAAAGCAUCCACACUUCCAGUGAUUUCUUUCAUUGACAUUAACAUGCCAGAAACUUGCAUAUCCCUGACCACUCUUCGACAUUUUAAUUCGUUUAUACAAUA